Messenger RNA from Brachypodium distachyon (stiff brome), 1963 nucleotides. RefSeq names its product inosine-5'-monophosphate dehydrogenase. Gene Ontology annotation, molecular function: IMP dehydrogenase activity. The coding region runs from base 88 to 1593 and encodes 501 amino acids. NCBI's taxonomy places the organism in Eukaryota, Viridiplantae, Streptophyta, Magnoliopsida, Poales, Poaceae. Gene Ontology annotation, cellular component: cytoplasm. The record is from RefSeq and is a predicted model, not a curated record. Gene Ontology annotation, biological process: GTP biosynthetic process. The transcript has 4 exons.
GACCCAUCUGCCCCGUCCAUCUCCACUGCCAUUUCCACUCACCCCAGCCGCCGCGCCGCCGCCGCCAAAACCCUAAAAAACCCACAAAUGGCGCCGAGCAGCGCCGACAUCGCCGACGACGGCUUCUCCGCGAAGCGCUUGUUCUCGCAGGGCGUCUCCUACACCUACGACGACGUCAUCUUACACCCGGGCUUGAUCGACUUCCCCGCCGACGCCGUCGACCUCUCCACCCGCUUCUCCCGCCGCGUGUCCCUCUCCAUCCCAUGCGUCGCCUCCCCCAUGGACACCGUCUCCGAGUCCGCCAUGGCCGCGGCCAUGGCCUCCCUCGGCGGCGUCGCCGUCGUCCACUGCAACACCGAGCCCCACAUCCAGGCCUCCAUCGUCCGCGCCGCCAAAUCCCGCCGCCUCCCGUUCGUAUCCUCCGUCCCCUUCUUCUCCCCGGCCUCCGCUCCAUCGCCCAACGACUUCGCGGGGUACGAUUACGCCAUCGUCACUGAGCGCGGCGAUUCACUUUCAAAGCUCGUCGGUGUCGCUGUCGCCGCCGACGCCGCCUCGUCUGGUUCACCUGCCCCAGUAUCCGAAUACAUGCGCCCUGCCCCGCGCUCCGCCUCGGCCUCCUUCGACUUUGAGCAGGCCGCUGCCUUCCUCGCUGAUGAGGGUUUGGACUACGCCCCUCUUGUGUCCGAGGAGGGCGAGGUAAUUGACCUCAUCACCAACAAGGAUGUUGAGCGAAUUCGAAGCUAUCCGAAGCUAGGCAAGCCAACUCUUGGAGCAGAUGGAAAGUUUGUAGUUGCAGCCUCCAUUGGGACCCGUGAGGAUGACAAGCAAAGGCUAGAGCAGCUAGUUCAGGCAGGGGUCAACGCUAUCGUGAUUGAUAGCUCUCAAGGGAACUCUAUGUAUCAGCUUGACAUGAUAAAGUAUGCGAAGAAGAUGUAUCCAGAGGUGGAUUUGAUUGGAGGUAAUGUGGUGACAAUUGCACAGGCGCAAAAUUUGGUUACUGCUGGAGUCGAUGGCCUGCGUGUUGGAAUGGGCUCUGGCUCAAUUUGCACAACCCAGGAGGUUUGUGCUGUGGGUAGAGGGCAGGCUACUGCUGUGUACAAGGUUGCAUCUUAUGCCAAUGAUCAGAAUGUCCCAGUUAUAGCUGAUGGUGGAAUUUCAUACUCUGGGCAUAUCGUGAAGGCUUUGGCACUGGGGGCAUCCACUGUUAUGAUGGGCAGUUUCUUGGCGGGCAGCCAUGAAGCUCCUGGGGCAUAUGAAUACAAGGACGGCCAUCGAGUAAAAAAAUACAGAGGCAUGGGCUCCCUUGAAGCCAUGACAAAGGGGAGUGAUGCAAGGUACCUCGGUGAUACUCUGAAGCUUAAAGUUGCACAGGGAGUUGUGGGAGCUGUAGCCGACAAAGGUUCUGUGCUGAGGUUCAUUCCGUAUACAAUGCAAGCAGUCAAGCAAGGAUUCCAAGAUUUUGGUGCAUCCUCUUUGCAGUCAGCUCAUGAUCUUUUACGAUCGGAAACUCUUAGAUUGGAGGUGCGGACAGGAGCUGCGCAAGUGGAAGGUGGAAUUCAUGGGCUAGUGUCAUACGAGAAGAAGUCAUUCUAGUUCCAUCUUUAAUCAAGGAUCAGGAUAGUAGUUGUCUGCACGCCCCAUCGAAAGGUGACAGUGGUAAUACCGUCUCCUGAUAGUUCUUCAGUCUGGGCAGCUUGCCAGCUCUUUUAUGGAAAUGUUCCUCCCACAGGUCUACCAUUAACAUGGGCAUCAUUAUCUAUGAUUCUCUGUACCAUUACAAUGUGUGAAACAUUUGACAUCGUUAUCUGUUUACCAUUACAAUGGUUUGUAACAAUAAAGAGUGCUGUUUCUAUUUUACUUUCUGGGAGCAAGACUACCAAUUGUUUCAUGAUUGAACCAACUGAUCGUUGUACUGGACGGCGUUGCAACCUAUCGCCUGUUGCAGGCAUUUUGGGGCCGAAAA